AUGGCUGCCAGCACAGUGUCGCCCAUUGCGACUCGGAGUCCCUUCACAUCGAUGAAUCCCACGACAACAGAGCACGACUUUCGCUUCCCGCGAAGGCCUGACGACCACUACGGCGGUACAUCUCAUUCACAGGCGCAUUCCAAGGCCAGCCCCAGCGACCUGCCCGCUGGUCUCCGGGAUCUACGACUCGACCUCUCUGCGGCUCUGUACCCCGAUGCGCACGACGAAUUGCUGAAAAACUCAGAUUUCCCCCCCUUCCAGAAGGCGACCAUGGACUCAUACAAGAGCCCUGAGGAGUUGCAGAGGGAGGACCCUUUGGCGACCCAGGUGUGGAAGUUCUUCAGCAAGACGAAGCACAUGCUGCCAAACCAGCAGCGCAUGGAGAACCUGACAUGGAGAAUGAUGGCCUUCAACCUGCGCAGGAAACAGCAAGAGGAGGAGAAAGCAAGGCUCGCUCGAUCUGCGCCGGCGCCUGCACCACCGCCAGCCGCUACGCCCGCUGCGACGUUCAGUGCCAACCCACCCAGCGGCAUUGCCCAGUUGCGCAAGUCGUCGGAACAGAAUGUGAACCACUCAGACCCCAUGAACCUCGACGAUUUUAUCUUUUCCGACAAUCUUGCGACGCCCGUCACGAACCCUUCGCCUCUGCCGCACAAGCUGGAGGAGAGGAGCCAACACCAGGUGCACUCUUCCUUCUCGUCGGCCAUUCCCAUCAAAUCGCGCAAAGAUCCGGCCCUCCAGCAGCAGUUUGUCCCGCAAUCCGUCCCUUUCCCUCCCCAUCACCAGAGAACCCAUGACGAAUUCAACUACGUUACCCGGCACCACCGCAAAACGAGUAUUGACGAGCGACGGACCCGUAAGCGUCCGGCCGACUUUUCUCCUCAUGUGCCCGCCGUGAACAGCACAACGACAACCACCAAUGACUUGGACACCGACUCGGAGCUGCACGAAUACUCGCUCGAUAACGCCAACGGAUCCAACAUGUCGCAAAAUUCGCAUCAGGCGGGCGUUCCCUUCCCUCUCGAUACCUACAACAUCGAGAACGACCCUAUCAUCACGUCUGCUGGCCCCUUCCAGCAGAACUUCUCCUUCUCGCCUUCCUCCUCUCCCAUGAUAUCCCACGGCCCUUUCUCUACCGCCUACAAUGCAUCUUCGGUUCAGUCUUCCUCUUUGAACCCGUCGGAUUUCUAUUCCCCGCCGGGAUCGGCUUAUCAUUCCACUGUGUCGACGCCGCACCCCAUGCCCGAUAACGACGGUUUCUACUUUGGAUCUAUGGACGUGCGCAGCCAAAGACAGCAGUCUUUCCGGCAAGGCCCUCAGAGCAUCGGCAAUCAAAUGAACGGGCAGUUCAUGUACAACACACAGAAUGGAAACCCCAUGUUCCCGGCAUCAGCACCCGCCGCCGAAUCUGUAUCUGCCUUCAGCGCCGCGCCCAGCCCCUUUGGACACAUCGACCCGACCCAAGUCUUCCAGCCCGAUCACCCCGUCCGCUCCCCUGGCAUGUCUAUGCCCAAUGAAGGCAUGUUCACCUUCGGCGCGGACUCGGACGAGGAGGAUGGUGGUGCCUUUGCGGACCGCAACCUGGUCAUGUCUCAGGACUUUUCGCCUGGUCCCAUGGAUGACAGCAACUCGUUGGGUUGGGAUCCGACCCUGCCAGGUCAGUACAGUACGCAGGCUGCACGAUACCCUGGUGGUCCGCCCCGAAAGCAGGUCACCAUUGGUGGUACCACGACGGAUUACGUCGAAACCAACGAUUGGGAAGGUGGCAGCCUACCGCGGUCGCAGUCCUUCAGGCAAGGCUCCGACAGGAGAGGCGGCAAGGUUCCACGCACGGCUUCGACGCCUGCGGGACAUCUGGGAAGGAAUGGAAACCCAUUUGAUCGAAUGGCACAGUCCACGCCCAACUCUCCACCCGAGAACAACGGCACCGUGUCUGGAUACUCCUCUGUCGCCCCCAGUCGACCCUCAUCCCCACCUGGCUCGAAGCAGGGCUCCACGACCAACCUGCAGGCGGCUGCGGGCAGCCAAGGGGAAGGAAACGCACCUACGACGUGCACAAACUGUUUUACUCAGACAACGCCGCUUUGGCGACGAAACCCCGAGGGUCAACCCCUUUGCAACGCUUGCGGUCUGUUUUUGAAACUCCAUGGUGUUGUUCGGCCGUUGAGUUUGAAGACGGAUGUCAUCAAGAAGAGGAACCGUGGCUCGGGCGCGAGCUUACCCGUCGGCGGCACGAGCACGAGAUCGAAGAAGAGCGCCACAGCACAUGCGUCUGGGCCAGGCUCCCGCAAGAACUCUACUCUUGCCAUCUCCACUCCGGCCAACCACGUCACGACCCCGCCUGCUGCCACUCGGGCCAGCAGCGCCAACGAGGGAGAGAGCCCUGCCAGCGGUGCCGCGUCGGGAGGCAACACCGCCGGCAGCACGCCGACAAGCUACGGGACCGGCUCGUCUACCGGCGCUGCUGCUGGUGGGAAAGGGGUUGUGCCAAUUGCUGCAGCCCCGCCUAAGAACACACCCGGCCCUGGGGCUGCUGCUCUCGCUCGUAAUGUCGGCACAUCCUCGUCUUCUAGCUCCUCGAAGCGCCAGCGUCGUCACAGCAAGAGUGCCGGCAGCGAAGGCGUUGCGAACAUGGACGUUGACAGCCCCGAGACGUCUAUGGGCUCUCCCAACGAGGCUGCGAAAUCACUGGGAUCCGCCACCGGUCUUGCUAGCAUGCCGACAGCUGGCUCACUGGGUUUGGCUAAUGGCUUUGGUAUGACUCAGCGUCCCAUGAUGGGCACAGGCAUGAUGGGGAUGCCCAGCGGCCAGAAUGGCCAGAUGAUGAAUCCUGGUGGUCCAACCUCGGGCCCACAGGAAUGGGAGUGGCUCACGAUGAGUCUCUGA
Molecule: messenger RNA, 2886 nt
Organism: Colletotrichum higginsianum IMI 349063
Lineage: Eukaryota; Fungi; Ascomycota; Sordariomycetes; Glomerellales; Glomerellaceae
Product: GATA zinc finger
Exons: 3
Coding region: 1-2886 (961 amino acids)
Biological process (GO): negative regulation of transcription by RNA polymerase II; positive regulation of transcription by RNA polymerase II
Molecular function (GO): DNA-binding transcription factor activity, RNA polymerase II-specific; RNA polymerase II cis-regulatory region sequence-specific DNA binding; zinc ion binding
Source: RefSeq, a predicted model, not a curated record